GUCUUCUUGAAACCAUCUUCACCUACAUAUAACCAUGUUCUCCAAAUAAAAAUUUAAACCCAAAGAAUUAAACAUUUUGCAAUUAUUAGUCCUUUUAGGUUCUUGCAUAUGAUCACAACCAACAUUGUGGUGUGGCAAAGUUGAUAACUAUCUUCAGGUUCUUGUUGCUACUUUUCUUCCAUGGCUACGCCUUUUGAUGAGAAGCUUGCAAGAUCAGUAAGAGAUGAGCUUGCGAGAUCAAUGAGGUCAAUGAGCAGCCGAUCGAUGAGUAGAAGUUUAUCAUCAGCGAGUAAAAGAAGUUGGGCAUCAGCUAGUAUUCGCGAAGUUUGGAAUACUCAAGGAGAUGUUUUUAGAACAAGCCAAAGAGCGGAUGAUGAUGAAGAAGAGCUUAAAUGGGCUGCAAUAGAGAGAUUGCCAACUUAUGAUAGGUUAAGGAAAGGAAUAUUGAAGCAAGUUUUGGAUAAUGGAAAAGUUGACUAUGAAGAGAUUGAUGUUACUAAUCUUGGCAUGCAAGAUAAGAAGCAAAUAAUGGAAAAUAUACUUCAAGUUGUUGAAGAAGAUAACGAGAGGUUUCUUCUUAGACUUAGGGAAAGAACUGAUAGGGUGGGAAUUGACAUUCCUAAGAUUGAAGUCCGGUUCGAGCAUUUAUCAGUAGAAGGAGAUGCAUAUGUUGGAACCAGGGCACUUCCAACUUUGGUCAAUGUUGCCAUGAACACAAUUGAGGGAAUUCUUGGAUUUCUUAGAAUUUUCCCUUCUAAGAAAAGGGUUGUCAAGAUACUUCAUGAUGUGAGUGGAAUUGUGAAACCAUCAAGAAUGACACUGCUUCUUGGACCUCCGGCAUCAGGCAAAACUACAUUGCUUCAGGCACUUGCAGGGAAAAUGGACAAGGAUCUAAGGGUAUCAGGAAAAGUCACUUACUGUGGUCAUGAACUGCAUGAAUUUGUUCCUCAAAGAACCUGUGCUUAUAUAAGCCAACACGAUCUUCACCAUGGGGAGAUGACAGUAAGAGAGACAUUAAACUUUUCAGGGCGAUGCUUGGGAGUUGGAACUAGAUAUGAAAUGUUAGCAGAGUUAUCAAGAAGAGAAAAACAAGCAGGAAUAAAACCAGAUCCUGAGAUAGAUGCUUUCAUGAAAGCUACAGCAAUUGAAGGCCAAGAAGGCAGUCUAGUCACUGAUUAUGUUCUUAAGAUUCUUGGAUUAGACAUCUGUUCUGAUAUUAUGGUUGGUGAUGAGAUGAGACGAGGCAUAUCAGGUGGACAAAAGAAACGUGUCACUACAGGAGAGAUGUUGGUUGGACCAGCAAAAGCUCUUUUCAUGGAUGAAAUAUCAACUGGUUUAGACAGUUCAACAACUUUUCAAAUUGUCAGGUUUAUGAGGCAAAUGGUUCAUAUAAUGGAUGUGACUAUGGUAAUCUCUCUUCUACAGCCAGCACCUGAAACAUAUGAACUAUUUGAUGACAUCAUCUUGCUGUCAGAGGGUCAGAUUGUUUACCAAGGUCCUAGAGAGAAUGUCCUUGAAUUCUUUGAAACUAUUGGCUUCAAAUGUCCAGAAAGAAAAGGAGUUGCAGAUUUCUUGCAAGAAGUAACUUCCAAGAAAGAUCAAGAACAGUACUGGUGCAAAAAAGACCAAUCUUAUGAAUAUGUUUCAGUAUCUGAAAUUUCAGAGAAGUUCAAGUCUUUUCAUAUAGGUCAGGAUCUUUCUGAACAGCUUAGAGUUCCUUAUGAUAAAGCUAAAGCACAUCCAGCUGCAUUAGAGAAAGACAAGUAUGGAAUCUCCAAUUGGGAACUCUUCAAAGCAUGUUUUGCACGAGAGUUGCUAUUAAUGAAGAGAAACUCUUUUGUUUAUAUAUUUAAGACCACUCAGAUUACAAUCAUGUCACUAAUUGCCAUGACAGUGUUUUUAAGGACCAAAAUGCAAGUUGGAAGUGUACAAGAUGGAGGAAAAUUCUAUGGAGCAUUGUUUUUCAGUCUUAUUAAUGUUAUGUUCAAUGGAAUGGCAGAAAUGGCAAUGACAAUGUUUAGGCUUCCUGUAUUUUAUAAGCAAAGGGAUUUCUUGUUCUAUCCAGCAUGGGCUUUUGCAUUACCAAUUUGGGUUCUUAGAAUCCCCAUUUCCUUAAUGGAGUCUGGGAUAUGGAUAAUCCUCACCUAUUACACUAUUGGAUUUGCUCCAGCUGCGAGUAGGUUUUUCAAACAAUUUCUAGCAUUCUUCAGUGUGCAUCAGAUGGCUUUAUCACUCUUUCGCUUCAUUUCUGCAAUUGGAAGAACAGAAGUUAUAGCCAACACACUUGGAACCUUUACACUGCUUGUGGUUUUUGUGCUUGGUGGAUUUGUUAUUGCUAGAGAUGAUAUUGAACCAUGGAUGAUAUGGGGCUACUACGUUUCUCCGAUGAUGUAUGGACAGAAUGCUAUAUUCAUCAAUGAAUUUUUAGAUGAAAGAUGGAGUUCUGCUUAUAAUGGCACAACAGAACAUACAGUAGGACAGGUUCUGCUUAAAAUGAGAGGCAUGUUCUUGCAAGAACAUUGGUAUUGGAUUUCUGUUGGAGCACUUGUGGGAUUUUCUUUGCUUUUCAACAUCCUUUUCGUGUUGGCUCUGACAUAUUUGGACCCUUUGGGAGAUAAUAAAUCCUCUAUUCUUGAUGAUGGUGAAAAUAAGAAGAAGACAUCCUCUGUUGAACAGCAAACAAAGUCUACUGAAAUGAUCUCAUUCUCGACCGCCCCGUUGCACCAAGGUACUGAUAUGGCAGUGAGGAACACUCCUGAACGGCCAUCUGUUACAUCUGCAGAGCCUGCGCCUACAAGAAGAGGAAUGGUUUUACCCUUCCAGCCUUUGUCUCUAGCAUUUGAUCAUGUGAAUUAUUAUGUGGAUAUGCCUCCUGAAAUGAGAAGCCAAGGAGUCGAAGAAGAUCGCCUCCAACUGUUAAGAGAUGUUAGUGGUGCUUUUAGGCCUGGUAUUCUAACAGCAUUAGUUGGUGUAAGUGGUGCUGGCAAAACUACACUAAUGGAUGUAUUAGCAGGAAGGAAAACUGGAGGAUACAUUGAAGGAAGUAUUAGCAUUUCCGGUUAUCCUAAAAAGCAAGAAACUUUUGCUAGAAUUAGUGGUUAUUGUGAACAGAAUGAUAUCCAUUCUCCACAUGUUACUGUCUAUGAAUCCCUCUUGUACUCCGCCUGGCUGCGCCUUGCUAAGGAAAUCAAGACUGUAACUAGAAAGAUGUUUGUUGAGGAGGUAAUGGAAUUGGUUGAGCUAAACCCACUAAAGAACUUCAUAGUAGGCAUUCCAGGAAUAGAUGGCUUGUCGACUGAGCAAAGAAAGCGACUAACUAUAGCUGUUGAGUUGGUUGCUAAUCCAUCCAUUAUUUUCAUGGAUGAACCAACUUCUGGCCUUGAUGCUAGAGCUGCCGCAAUUGUUAUGCGUACAGUAAGGAAUACAGUUGAUACAGGAAGAACAGUUGUCUGCACAAUUCACCAACCGAGCAUUGAUAUUUUUGAAGCUUUUGAUGAGCUGUUACUGAUGAAGAGAGGUGGACAAGUCAUCUACGCCGGACCCCUUGGCCGCCACUCCCACAAACUUAUAGAAUACUUUGAAGCUGUCCCUGGAGUUCCUAAAAUAAAAAAUGGUUAUAAUCCUGCUACAUGGAUGUUAGAAAUCAGUUCUAAUGCAGUUGAGACUCAACUCAAUGUAGAUUUUGCAGAAGUUUAUGCAAAUUCUGAACUCUACCAGAAGAAUCAAGAACUCAUUGAAGAACUAAGCACUCCAGCGCCAGGGUCUAAAGAUCUUUAUUUCCCUACACAAUACUCCCAAGACUUUUUUACUCAAUGCAAAGCUUGCUUCCUAAAACAACAUUGGUCUUAUUGGAAGAAUCCAAGAUAUAAUGCUAUCAGAUUGUUCAUGACAGUAACAGUUGGUGUUAUAUUUGGACUUAUUUUUUGGGACAAAGGCCAAAAGACACAAAAGCAACAAGAUCUUUUCAACUUGUUGGGAGCAAUGUAUUCUGCUGUAAUGUUCCUUGGAGCCACCAACACUUCCUCAGUGUUAUCUAUUGUGUCAGUAGAACGAACAGUCUUUUACCGAGAAAAGGCUGCUGGAAUGUAUUCAGAAUUACCUUAUGCAUGUGCUCAGGUUGCUAUAGAGGCAAUUUAUGUUGCAAUUCAGACAUUGAUCUAUAGUUUAUUGCUAUACUCAAUGAUUGGGUUCCAAUGGAGAGCAGACAACUUCUUGUGGUUCUACUUCUUCAUAUUCAUGUGCUUUAUGUACUUCACAUUGUAUGGAAUGAUGCUUGUUGCUCUCACUCCAGGCCAUCAAAUUGCUGCUAUUGUUAUGUCUUUCUUCCUCAGUUUCUGGAACCUCUUCUCUGGCUUCCUCAUUCCAAGGACGCAAAUACCAAUAUGGUGGAGAUGGUACUACUGGGCUUCACCAACAGCAUGGACAAUAUAUGGUUUGAUCACAUCACAAGUGGGGAAAAUAUCAGAAAAUGUAGAAGUACCUGGAGUUGGAUUCAUGUCAGUGAAAGAUUACCUAAAAGAAUACUUAGGAUUUGAAUAUGAUUUUCUUGGAGCAGUUAUAGCCGCCCAUAUUGGUUUUGUGCUCCUUUUCUUGUUUGUCUUUGCCUAUGGAAUCAAGUUCCUCAACUUCCAGAGAAGAUAGAUACUUGCAGACAAGACAAGUUGGCUAGUUUGUAUUAGUUUCAUAAAACCAAUAUGGAGAAAGACAAGAAAUGAA
Messenger RNA from Jatropha curcas, 4716 nucleotides. RefSeq names its product pleiotropic drug resistance protein 2. Gene Ontology annotation, cellular component: membrane. The record is from RefSeq and is a predicted model, not a curated record. NCBI's taxonomy places the organism in Eukaryota, Viridiplantae, Streptophyta, Magnoliopsida, Malpighiales, Euphorbiaceae. Gene Ontology annotation, molecular function: ATP hydrolysis activity; ATP binding; ABC-type transporter activity.